Tarenaya hassleriana is the source of this 2296-nucleotide messenger RNA. Its product is annotated as acyl-coenzyme A oxidase 3, peroxisomal. Gene Ontology annotation, cellular component: peroxisome. Gene Ontology annotation, molecular function: fatty acid binding; acyl-CoA oxidase activity; FAD binding. The coding region runs from base 104 to 2146 and encodes 680 amino acids. The transcript has 13 exons. NCBI's taxonomy places the organism in Eukaryota, Viridiplantae, Streptophyta, Magnoliopsida, Brassicales, Cleomaceae. The record is from RefSeq and is a predicted model, not a curated record. Gene Ontology annotation, biological process: fatty acid beta-oxidation using acyl-CoA oxidase; lipid homeostasis.
UUCCGUGUCUGUUAAAUUAAUUGAAUCCCCCUUCCUCUCCCAUCUCUGUCUGCAAAAUUUUGGGUAAAUCUCUCGUCUGAAUCCCUAAUCCUCAGACCAGAAAAUGUCGGAUCAAAGCCGCGCUCUUCGACGAACUCAAAUUCUCACCAAUCACAUACUCCGGUCGCCUUCUCCGGCGUCAAAUUCAUCUCUUUCUCCGGAGGUAUGUUUGCAGUACUCUCCUCCCCAGCUCAACGAGAGUUAUGGCUUCGACAUCAAGGAGAUGAGGAAAUUGCUUGAUGGACACAACGUCGAGGACAGGGAUUGGCUGUAUGGGCUAAUGAUUCAGAGCAAUUUGUUCAAUCGGAGGGAGAGAGGCGGGAAGAUCUUCGUGUCUCCGGAUUACAACCAGACGAUGGAGCAGCAGAGGGAGAUAACGAUGCGACGGAUUUGGUACUUGUUGGAGAAAGGGGUUUUCCAGGGCUGGUUGACAAAGACGGGUGCCGAAGCCGAGCUCAAGAAGUUCUCUCUCCUUGAAAUUUGCGGGAUUUUCGAUCACUCUCUCGCCAUUAAAAUCGGCGUUCAUUUCUUCUUGUGGGCUGGUGCUAUUCAGUUUUUUGGCACAAGACGCCACCACGAAAAGUGGCUGAAGGACACUGAAGAUUAUGUUGUGAAGGGUUGCUUUGCAAUGACUGAGUUGGGUCAUGGAAGUAAUGUGCGAGGAAUUGAAACAGUGACUACUUAUGACCCAAGAACUGGAGAGUUUAUCAUAAACACUCCUUGUGAAUCUGCUCAGAAGUAUUGGAUCGGUGGGGCAGCUAAUCAUGCAACACAUACAAUUGUGUUUUCACAGCUUGAUAUAAACGGAACCAAUCAGGGUGUCCAUGCUUUUAUCGCCCAAAUCAGGGACCAAGAUGGCAAUGUAUGUCCAAACAUACGCAUAGCUGAUUGUGGACACAAAAUUGGUCUAAAUGGAGUAGACAAUGGCCGCAUAUGGUUUGACAAUCUCAAAGUUCCAAGAGAGAAUUUAUUGAACUCAGUUGCCGAUGUCUCACCGGAUGGACAGUAUGUUAGCGCAAUAAAGGACCCUGAUCAGCGGUUUGCAGCAUUCAUGGCUCCUUUGACCUCAGGCCGUGUCACAAUUUCAGCAAGUGCAGUUUAUUCAGCUAAGAUGGCUUUAGCUAUUGCAAUAAGGUACUCGUUAUCUAGGAGAGCCUUCUCCAUUGCAGCAAAUGAGCCUGAAGUUCUCCUGCUUGAUUACCCAAGCCAUCAAAGGCGACUACUGCCUCUUCUGGCUAAGACAUAUGCAAUGAGCUUCGCUGCAAAUUACUUGAAGAUGAUUUAUGUGAAGAGGACACCUGAGACCAACAAAAUCAUCCAUGUUGUUUCGAGUGGGUUCAAAGCCACUCUCACCUGGCACAAUAUGCGAACACUUCAGGAAUGCCGUGAAGCUUGUGGAGGGCAAGGUCUGAAAACAGAAAACCUUGUGGGUAUUCUGAAAGGUGAAUUCGAUGUGCAGACUACGUUUGAGGGUGACAAUAAUGUGUUGAUGCAGCAGGUGAGCAAGGCACUUUUCAGCGAAUACGUGUCUUGUAAGAAAAGGAACAAACCUUUCAAAGGAUUAGGGUUGGAGCACAUGAAUAGUCCUCGUCCGGUCCUGCCAUCUCAACUCACAUCUUCUACCCUCAGAUGCAGCCAGUUCCAGACAAAUGUUUUCUGUUUAAGAGAGCGAGAUCUGCUAGAACGAUUUUCCGCUGAAGUCUCGCAGCAUCAAGGGAAGGGAGAAAGUAGAGAGUACUCCUUCAUGCAGAAUCAUCAGCUGGCUGAAGACCUUGGUCGGGCUUUUGCGGAAAAAGCCAUACUCCAAACCAUUUUGGAGGCUGAGGCCAAGCUUCCUGCUGGUUCAGUAAAAGACGUUUUGGGAAUGGUGAGAGCGAUGUAUGGCCUCAUCUGCAUAGAGGAAGAUGCAUCGUUUCUGAGAUAUGAGUAUCUGUCAACGGAUGGCAUCGGAGCAGUGAGGAGAGAAGUGUCGAAGCUGUGUGGAGAGAUGAGGCCUCACGCUCUCUCUCUCGUCACCUCCUUUGGAUUCCCCGACUCUUUCCUGAGCCCCAUCGCUUUCAACUGGGUCGAAGCCAAUGCUUGGCCCUCUGCUCUUCAUCAUCACUAAUCUCUCUCUCUCUCUCGUAUUUGUAAUAAAGGGAUUGUCUGAAACUUACCACAGAGAUUUGCUGUUGGACGGUUGAAAUUAUUGCAACCGUUGGGGUGGUUGUAAGUGAAUAUCUUUAUAAUUAAAUUAUAGACAAUAAAGCGAUAUAUA